AAAGUGCCACGAAACCACAGUCAGCGGCUAUUCCGAAUCCGUGAAAUAAGGAGCCUGGGAAUUAGUGGAAGGACAGGACUGAGCAGACAUGGACGUGUACGACCCUCAGACGCUUGGCUUCAUGGUGUUUGGUGGAUUCAUGGUGUUCUCAGCCAUUGGAAUUGCCCUAGUGUCCACCCUCUCCAUGAAGGAGACCUCUUAUGAAGAAGCGCUGGCCAAGCAGCGACGGGAGCUGGGCAAAACCCAGCCCCAGCGUUCUGAGAAAAAGAAGAAGUCCUCUGACAAGAAAAACAAGGCCAAGAAGAAGGAAGAGAAGCCUAAUGGAAAGCUUCCAGAACCGGAACCAGUACCAGAACCUGCUCCUGAACUGGCUGUACAGCCUGUUGAUAUUAGUGAACCAGAACCCGAUCCUGUGUCUGUCCCUGCUCCCGAGCCAGUCGUCGCUGAACCAGCGGAGGUAGUCUCUCCUGCUCCUCCCCCUGCUCCUGUUGUGGCGGAGGCUCCUCCUGUCCCAUCCCCCAAGGAGAAGAAGAAGAAAGAGAAGAAAGUGGCCAAGGUUGAACCAGCCCCAGCUAUGACAGUAGAGGUGCAAGAGACUGUCGUUGCUAAGGAGGUGCUGGUUACUGCUGUGGCCCCAGUUAUUGCUGAAGUUGUUCCGGAGGUUUCUGCUCCAGCUCCGGCUGCCCCAGUCAAACCGGAUGAACCAAAACCUGAAGUUCAGUCCAAGAAAAAGUCUAAGAAGAAGGCUGAGCCAGCUGUUCCUGCGGAUACAGCUGAUGCACCUCUCCUGUUACCUUUCAAGACUCUGGUAUCCACCCUGACCAGUAUGGUCUUCAGUGAAGGAGAGGCCCAGAAACUUGUGGAGAUCAUCUGUGAGAAGUCUGGUCAAGACACCUGGCAACUGGCUUCUCAGAAAGGUGACCCCCUGGCUGCACUGAAGAAACAGCUGGAGGAGAAGGAUAAGCAGCUGGUUAUGGAGCAAGAGGAGGCCGCUUCCGCGAAGAAUCGCCUGAAGGAACUCACCAAGGAGCUGAGCGAUGAGAAGUCUAAGAUGGCAUCCGCAGAGACGCGUCUGAGCUCUGAGCUGGGUGCUCGUGAGCAGGAGAUGAAGGCUCUCCAAGACCGCAUGCAGGCCACCUAUCAGGAGCACUUGGCUGAGACCCAGCAGCUCAACACCAAGAUCCAGAACCUGCAGGAACAGCUGGAGAAUGGACCUAAUGCUCAGCUGGCCCGUUUGCAGCAAGAGAACUCAAUCCUCAGAGAUGCCCUGAAUCAAGCUACCAGCCAGGCAGAGAGCAGGCAGAAUGCAGAAAUGGCUAAGCUGCGUCAGGACUGCGUGCGUUUGAGUCGUGAGCUGGGCGACAGAGCCGAGGCCCUGCAGGCUGAAGAGGAGCGCCGGAAGGCUCUGGAAGCCAAGAUGACCGCAACUGAGGAACAGCUAGCCCAAAUGCAGGCCAGUCGUGCGGAGAGUGAGCAGACGCUUCAGCAGAAACUGGAACAGGUGAAGGAGGAACUGCAACGGGCACAGGAGGAUAGUGUGGCACUGCAGGCCCAGCUGAAUCAGGCCCAGCAGGACUCAACCGUCGUCUCCGAGCUGCAGGAGCGUGUGGCCAGCACUGAGGCUGAGCUGAAAGAGAAAUGUGCUGAACUGGAAGAAGUCAGAGCACAGGUCGACCAGGACCAGGCUCAGGUGGAGAAGACUGUCGAGGUGGCUGAGAGUGUUGACAACUCUGGAGAGAUUGAACAACUGAAGAACAGUUUGAAGGAGAAGGAGAACCAGGUAAUUUCACUGGAAGGAGAGCUGAGCCAGCUGAAAGAAGAACUGGAACAAGUUAAGAGUGCACAGUCUCAACAGAACAGUCUUCAAGAGGCAGAGGACGUUGCAUCACCACCUGAAGAACAAGAAGAGUCAGGAGCAGCACAGGUUGAUGCAAUGGAGAUUGAGCGACUACAGAACUGUUUGAAGGAGAAGGAGAGCUUAGUGGCAUCUCUUGAAGAACAACUUGAGAAGAUCAAGGAGAGCACAAGUAGUUCUGAAAGCCCAGCAGAGGUUGAGCAGCUACAGAGCAGUCUGAAAGAGAGGGAUGAGAAGGUGGCAUCACUGGAGGAGGAGCUGAAACAGAUGAAGACCGAGGUGGAAGAGAUGAAGAGCACAGAAUCUCAAGGUGAAAGCGUCAGUGAGUCUGAACAGCCGUUUGAAAGUCUGGAAAAAGAUGCUCAUAUGAUCUCUCUGGAAGAUGAGCUUCAGCGAUUGAAGGAUGAAAUGGAACAAGUUAAAAACAAGAGCAACGAACUCCGUGAGAAGAACUACGCGGCGAUGGAAGCUUUGGCAGCAGCAGAGAGGAUGAAUGAGGAGAGACUUAGCCAGGCCAAGGCUGUACAGAGUGAAUUUGAGCAGCAGCUGACCUCUUUUCAGACAGAGACCAGAAAUGCCCUCCAGAUCCUCUUUCCCCAUGUCUCUAUCGAAACAGACCAGAGCAACUGGUUGGAAGACUUUGUACAAAAAGCACAAGAAAGCCUUAAGGGAAAUCAGCACGUCCAGAAUGUUCAAGAGAAUGUGGAAACCACAGAAUCAACAGAGCUGCUACAGAAGCUUAAAGAAUAUGAAGAGUCUCAAAAAACACUACGAGAGGAAUGCGAUCAGUACAGAACUGUUUUAAGCGAAACGGAGGGAAUGUUGAAAGUCCUUCAGAAGAGCGUCGAGGAUGAGGGUCAAGUGUGGAAGACCAAGGUGGCAGAAGCAGAUGAGCAGCGCCAAACCGCUCUUGAGCAGGUGAAGAUGUUGGAGGUGGCCUUGGAGACCAUGAAAGCAGAGAACCAGAACGCAGAGCAGUUGAGGGAACAGGUGAUGCUCCUGGAAGCACAGCUGGAGAAACAGCUCGAGUCAAUAAACUUUAGCCAGACAUAUGCAGAAGAAGUGUCCCAGCUCAAGACCUUAUUAUCAGAGUCUCAAAGCCAGCUAGAAAAGGCCCAGUCUGAGGCUCAAAAACAAGCUAUGGAGCUCUCAGCGGUCAGGCAGCAGCUGAGGGAAGUGACUGAACGUGUACAGAUCGAGGAUGCGUCCGGGUUGCAGGGGAGCUCUACGGGGCUAGAGUCAACUCAAGAGUCCAAUCAGCUGCAGUCCCAGCUGGAGCUGUCUGAGGGGAGACUGCAAUCAGAGGAAGCUAUCAGACAGCAGCUAACCAAUGACUAUGAAGAGGCCCAGAAGUGUGUAAAUGAUCUUCAGGCACAGCUAGAAACCUUGAAGGCUGCCGGUGAAGCCCCAACUGCUGAAUUAAAGGAGAGAUUGGAGAAGGAAAAAAAACUGACGAAGGAUCUGGGCCAAGCAGCAACAAAGUUGCAGCAGCUCCUGAAGACCACACAGGAACAGCUGGCCAAGGAGAGAGAGACUGUUAAGACCCUGCAGGACCAGAUACAGGGCGAGGAAGGAGAGGAACCAAAAGAAGGAACCUCUGUCUGAUGCGACAACGUGGAUGUCAAAGCAACUGCCAAAAUGCCUUAAAUUUAUUUCUAUUAUGCAUUCAUUUCAUUAUAUUCUCUUGUACUGUAGUUAAUGUGAGAACUGUAGAAAAAAAUUAGGACCAUUAAGGGAGGGAGUAUGAAUACUCGAACAUGUUAUUUGUAUUUUGAUGGAGCAAGUUUCUGGCUGUGUCAGAGAUAUCUUCACAUUCCAAGCACAACACCAGGAUCCAGUGUUAACGAAAAGGGAAAGUGCAUGUGCCUAAAAAGCACAUCAACAAGUGCAAUCAGGUUUUUUUUCUCUCUCUCUCUUGCUCUCUCUCUUGCUCUCUCUCUUGCGCUCUCUCUCUCUCUCUC
This is a messenger RNA of Chanos chanos (milkfish), 3816 nucleotides long. RefSeq names its product ribosome binding protein 1b (gene rrbp1b). Gene Ontology annotation, cellular component: endoplasmic reticulum membrane. NCBI's taxonomy places the organism in Eukaryota, Metazoa, Chordata, Actinopteri, Gonorynchiformes, Chanidae. The record is from RefSeq and is a predicted model, not a curated record. Gene Ontology annotation, biological process: protein transport. The transcript is spliced from 29 exons. The coding region runs from base 89 to 3460 and encodes 1123 amino acids.